Messenger RNA from Thamnophis sirtalis, 755 nucleotides. Lineage: Eukaryota; Metazoa; Chordata; Lepidosauria; Squamata; Natricidae. The record is from RefSeq and is a predicted model, not a curated record.
UAUCAUUUUCUCUAAACAUUUAUGUAUUUUCAUCCAGAAAUGUUGGAAAUGCAAUUGGAUAAUGGGCACAUACCAUCAUAUGCAGUGGAGAUGCCCGAAGGCAAAAAAAAAAUUCUGGACUACCUGUGUUUCUUUAAACGCUCUUUCUCUUGCCUGUUCCCUUCAAUUCCACCAGGUAAUUCCCGAUUGGAAAGAGCAAGAAUGGUCCUCGGAGAAGCCGCAAAAUUACGCCGGGAUUUUCCAUUUCCAAUUCUGGCGUUUUGGCCGCUGGAUCGACGUGGUGAUCGACGACCGCCUGCCAACCCUCCACAAUCAACUCAUCUACUGCCAUUCCAACUCCAAGAACGAGUUGUGGUGCGCUUUGGUGGAAAAAGCGUACGCGAAACUCUCCGGAUGCUACGAAGCCUUAGAUGGAGGCAACACGGGCGAUGCCUUGGUGGAUUUUACUGGGGGGGUCUCGGAACCGAUCGACCUGGUCGAAGGAGGCUACGCCAACGACGAAGCCAAGCGGACCCUCCUUUUCGAGAGGGUGCUGAAGGUCCAUAACCGAGGAGGCCUCAUCAGCUGCUCCAUCAAAGUAAGAAGGUCUGGUCAGUAGACGCAAAAAAGGAACUAUACAGCCUACCAACCUACCAAAAACGAGUUUGAUUUUUGGUUUUUAUAGAACACUGUAAAAAAAUAGACUAGAAAGUUAAAAUAAGCACACAAAAAAAUAGUAAGAGAACAGCUGUCUGAUCUUGAUGAAUACAAAUCAC